AUGACUGGCCCAGCGAACAAACGCCAAAAGCGCGAAGAAUACCGCAAGACACAGUUUGCAGCACAAAAUGGAGGAAAGCUAGCACUUCCGAAAAAGAAGUUCUACCGCCAACGAGCCCACGCGAACCCCUUUUCAGAUCACAACUUGAAAUAUCCGACAUGUCCAGAAGAAAUGGACUGGUCAAUACACUACCCAGCGUUCUUCCCAUCUGCCAAGAGUUCCAACCCAGCAGACGAACCUUCAAAUCGGCCCGUCCUUGACACCUCAACUCCAUCCAGGCCAGAAAACCAAUCCGCGCAACUCACGCCAACAGCACCACACCCCACAAUAGCCGACGUAGGCUGUGGCUUCGGCGGCCUGCUCAUCGCUCUCGCCCCUCUGUUUCCCAACUCCCUUAUCCUCGGCCUCGAACUCCGCCACCAAGUCCUCUCGUACGUCCACUCACGGAUCACCGCUCUACGCUCACAGAACCCGCUUCGACCUCAACCAGAGUCCUCAUCGUCACCACAAACAGAAACUCCAACCAACGGCACCGCCCCAGAAGCCAACCCCAUGACCACAACACAUUACGCCAACAUCUCCGCCCUUCGCACCAACACGAUGAAGUUCCUCCCCCAGCUCCUCCCACGCGCCUCUCUUACACAUCUCUUUCUAUGCUUUCCGGACCCGCACUUCAAAGCACGUAAGCACAAAGCCCGCAUCGUCUCCGCCCAGCUCAACGCCGAGUACGCGUAUUUCCUCAAACCAGGCGUGGGGAAGAUCUACACGAUCACGGAUGUGGAGGAGUUACAUGGGUGGAUCGUGCGGCAUUUUGAGGGACACGAAGCUGGGGAGGUGAAGGAAUUGUUUGAGCGGGUGGGUGAGGAAGAGCUGGAGGGCGAUGAGUGUGUUAGGGUAAUGAGGGAGGAGACGGAAGAGGGGAAGAAGGUCACACGCAAUGGCGGGAGGAAGUUUGUGGGGGUAUGGCGGAGGAAGAAGGAUCCGGAUUGGGAGGAUGAGUGA
Cyphellophora attinorum is the source of this 1002-nucleotide messenger RNA. RefSeq names its product tRNA (guanine-N(7)-)-methyltransferase. Bases 1 to 1002 code for a protein of 333 amino acids. Gene Ontology annotation, cellular component: tRNA methyltransferase complex. Gene Ontology annotation, molecular function: tRNA (guanine(46)-N7)-methyltransferase activity. NCBI's taxonomy places the organism in Eukaryota, Fungi, Ascomycota, Eurotiomycetes, Chaetothyriales, Cyphellophoraceae. The transcript is spliced from 2 exons. Gene Ontology annotation, biological process: tRNA methylation; RNA (guanine-N7)-methylation. The record is from RefSeq and is a predicted model, not a curated record.